Molecule: messenger RNA, 1648 nt
Organism: Myotis davidii
Lineage: Eukaryota; Metazoa; Chordata; Mammalia; Chiroptera; Vespertilionidae
Gene: STAC2
Product: SH3 and cysteine rich domain 2
Exons: 11
Biological process (GO): skeletal muscle contraction; positive regulation of protein localization to plasma membrane; positive regulation of voltage-gated calcium channel activity
Cellular component (GO): extrinsic component of cytoplasmic side of plasma membrane
Molecular function (GO): protein binding
Source: RefSeq, a predicted model, not a curated record
GGGAGGGGAGCCAGCACCCUCUUGGGCUUCCACUCACAGUCCCUCUUCCUCUCUCAGCUCCAGCGGUUCAAGCGCUCGCUUUCCCUCAAGACCAUCCUCCGAAGCAAGAGCGUGGAGAACUUCUUCCUCCGCUCAGGCUCUGAGCUCAAGUGCCCCACCGAGGUGCUGCUGACACCGCCAACCCCGCUGCCCCCGUCCUCCCCACCAGGGGCACCCACAGACAGGGGCCUGCCCACCCCGGCACCCUCCCCCUGCCCAGCCCCACGUCCCCUGGCAUCUCUCAAACCAGUGAGGCUGCACAGCUUCCAGGAACAUGUCUUCAAGCGAGCCAACCCCUGUGAGCUGUGCCACCAGUUCAUUGUAGGAAACUCCAAGCAGGGCCUGCGGUGUAAGACAUGCAAAGUCAGUGUCCACCUCUGGUGCUCCGAGGAGAUCUCCCACCAGCAAUGCCCAGUCAAGACGUCCUCCUCCUUCCGUCGCAACUUCAGCUCCCCGCUCCUGGUGCAUGAGCCGCCACCAGCCUGUUCCACAAGCAGGGAGUCCCCACCCACUGGCGCCAGCGGGAAGCGCUCCAGCUUCAGCAGCACCUCCGAGUCCCCCACACGGAGCCUGAGCGAGCGGGAAGAGCUGACGGAGGAUGGGGAAAGCAGCAUCCGGAGCUCGGAGGAGGGCCCUGGCGACAACGUGUUCACAGCCCCGACAGAGAGCGAAGGGUCAGGACCAGAGGAGAGGAGCCCUGGACAGCAGCCCCCCAAACACCCGCCGCGGAAGGACGUGGGCCCCAUGUACUCCUAUGUUGCGCUCUACAAGUUCCUGCCCCAGGAGAACAACGACCUGGCUCUACAGCCUGGAGAUCGAAUCAUGCUGGUGGAUGACUCUAACGAGGACUGGUGGAAGGGCAAGAUUGGCGACCGGGUUGGCUUCUUCCCAGCCAAUUUUGUGCAGCGGGUGAGGCCGGGCGAGAAUGUUUGGCGCUGCUGCCAGCCCUUCUCCGGGAACAAGGAACAGGGUUACCUGAGCCUCAAGGAGAACCAGAUCUGUGUGGGCGUGGGCAGGAGCAAGGAUGCUGACGGCUUCAUCCGCGUCAGCAGCGGCAAGAAGCGGGGCCUGGUGCCAGCCGACGCCCUGACCGAGAUCUGAGAGGAGCCAAGAGAACCCAGAUGCCACCCCUGCCUGUGCCUGGCCCUCGCUUCUGGUCCCGGGAGGGGAGCAGGCAUCUGCCCACACUCUUCCUCCCGCUGCCUCUCUCCUAGCGGCCAUUCACCAUGGCUUGGGAGGCUUCUGCACUGAGGAAGGUUUCAUUUCUUGGGUCCCUCGGUGUCCUGAGAGAUGUGCUCCUCUGGGACUUGGGGAUGGGGGUGGAGGAGAGGAUGAGGGGAUGGGGAAGUUCCAGGUAGGACCACCUUGUGCCCAGGCACCCCCAGUCCAGUUGCCGUGCUGAGCCCAGCCCUGAGGGGCAUUCUGGGGGGAACGUCCCUGCCGCUUCUUCCCCGAGAGCCUCCCUGUGCCCACACCAGCUUUGCAUGACUGACACGCCCUCUCCCGCGGAGCCUCUGCUUGGGUCCAAUUGUGUGCGGCCAGCUACGCUGCCCGGUGGCCGUGAGUGCCUUCCCGGCCUCUCACCCUCCGCCCCACAGUGCUGCCCUGU